This is a messenger RNA of Podospora pseudocomata, 411 nucleotides long. RefSeq lists its product as uncharacterized. The record is from RefSeq and is a predicted model, not a curated record. The transcript is spliced from 3 exons. Lineage: Eukaryota; Fungi; Ascomycota; Sordariomycetes; Sordariales; Podosporaceae. Bases 1 to 411 code for a protein of 136 amino acids.
AUGCAAGCUGCUGGUCCUCAAAUCUCGCCUCUCGUUCCUCUGCGCUCACGAACCACGGUUCAGGCUGGAAGAGAAAGGGUUCGUGUCACCAAAUCUUCACGAAGGGCUAUCCCUGCGACGACAUCCGAGUGCGGGCUGACCGAGCUUUUAUUUUUGCAGUUUUCGGUUGGGCAUUCUUUGGUCUCCGAAAAGGAGGUGUUUCUUUUUGAUUUGAAGGAGGUGAUAUCACAACGAAGGCAUCCAAACGGCGCUGUUUCGAUACAAAAGAGUCCAGAAGACGGAAGACCUAGAGUCUGCUUCUCUGUGCCGAGCGACUUACCACCAUUUCAAGGUUUCCUCGUUGAUAUUGACAAUCCUGAUCUCGAAACUCGGCCAACUCGACCACGGCCACAGAGAACACAUCUUACUUGA